AUGCCCCCGCCUCGCGGCCGAGGGGCCUCCCCGUUCGGGGAUCCCUUCACGUUCGGCAAGCCGCUCGUGCUCAACAGCCAGCCGCCGACGUUCUUCGGCUCGUCGUUGGCGCCCCCCGCCGAUGCGUCAGCCUCGGACGCUCCAAUGGGCGGAGGUGCCGUGACGCGGUCGCGGUCCGCGCGUCGCAAGGUUGGCGGCUACGGCGUGACCGCCCCCGCCAAGCACGGGCCAAAGGAUACCUUCACCCGCACGACGGGGACGGACGCGCCGUCCCCGAUCACCGGGGACGACCGGGAUAGGCCCGCCAGGAGGGUCGCUCCCCGAGUCGUGACGAAGAUCCCGGUCCUCGACGACUGGGAACCCGCCGAGGAUGAGAACGAGGAUCCGUCGGUGAUUCCGCCGCACGUGGACGACGUCCCCGCGAGCGCCGCCGCGACGAAGGCCGCGAGGGGAAGGAACCCCGCGAGGACCGCGGAGACGGCCCGCGGCCCGGCCCCGAGACGCCCCCCGCCGGUCUCGUCGAGGACGACCCGAACGACCACGACGAAACGCCCCGCGUCGGCCAAUCUCCGCGAGGAGGACGAGAGAGGGAGGAACGACGCCGCCGCCGUGGUCAUCGCCGCGCGCGCGAGGGCCAAGGCUCGGCUCGCCCCGCCCAGGGUCGCCUUCGGCGGCCGCCCGCCCAAGAAACCCUCCCCGGUCAAGCGCCAAAGGCACGACCCGGACCAACCCCCGCCCCCCGAUGACCAACAAACCGCCGCCGACGUCGACGUCGUCCCGAGACCCAAGCCCGGGUUUAGCUUCGGCGUCCGCCCGAAUCGGGGCGGGCCGAGCCUCUGGGGCCCCGGCAAGGACUCCCCGGGCCCCGCGGCGUACCACGAGGGACCCGCGCCGGAGUGCGAUCAGGUCCGCGGCCACGUCCCCGCGGUGACGUUCGGCGCCCCGCCGGAUCGGACGAGACGAUCGGGCGCGGGGUGGAACGCGGGAGCCUUCCCCGAGCUGGAUCCCGACGCCCCCGGACCGGGAGAGUACGCCGGGGGCGACGACACGGCCCGGGUGUUGGACAAGAUCGCGGGUAAAUCCCGCGCCCCCGCGUUUACCUUUGGAGGGGGUAAGGACGACAUCGGCAAAGUCGCCGCCAAGGAUUUCGCCGGCGCGCCGGGCCCCGGGGCGUACCACAUCGACGAGAUCCUGGCCGUCGCCGCGGAGCGAAGGCGCAUCGAGAAGGGGUUCAGCUUUGGGGAGAGGGUGGGCGCGGCGUGGCACGAGGCUGGACCGGGGAGGGACGCCCCGGCUCCCGGAACGUACGCGGAUGGAACAGAGGUUCGAAGGAGCGGCGGCGGCUUUUCCUUUGGGAACGCGCCCAAGACCCCGUCGUUCAUCCCUUCCUCCAAGGACGGCCCAACCCCGGGUCCCGGCGAUUACCUCGACAGGAAAAAGGAAAAGGAAAACGGCGGCGGCGAGAACGACGGGGGAGACGGGCGGACGAGGAAGAGCGCCGAGGGCGGGUUCACGUUUGGGUGGCGCCGCCCCGACCCGGCCAAAUCCGCGACGGAGCCCGGGCCGGGGGCGUACCACCGCGACGCACAGCUGGACGACCCGGAGGCGCUCCGACCGGGUCCGGCGUUCUCCCUGGGUACCAAGCUCGAGCGCGGCGGGGCCCUGGACGGGAAAAAGGACGCGGCGAAGAUGCCGGGGCCGGGAGAUUACGAGGUGCGAAAGUCCGCAGAGGCUGGGCCUAGUUACACGAUAUUCGGGAGGCCAAACGACGGCGUCGUCGUCGGCGUGGACCUGAACGAGAAGGCCUCGCUGCCCGGCCCGGGACGGUACCACACGCCCCUGUCUCCGGGGGGCAGGGCGUACACGCUGGGUUCCCGCAUCGAGGAGAAGGAUGCGAAACGGGACACCCCCGCGCCGGGUGAGUACGGAGCCCCCAUGCCCGUCGGCGCCCAGUGGGGCGAUCGCAACAGGGGCUUCUCGGUGCUCGGAAGGGACGCGUGGGCCGGGAAGGGAUGGGGCGAGGAGCACGCGGAGGUGCCCGGCGUCGGGCGCUACGACGUCCGCGGGUCCAACUCCAAGCCCCUGCCCUCAGCCCCGGCGUUCACGAUGGCCGGCAAGACCAAGGACCCGACUCACGCGCCGCCACCGACUCGCGACAUCGGACCGGGCGAGUACGACGGGGACGGCGGCAACAGGCCGCCGUCCGGUCCGAGCUUCACCAUCGGAGUGCGCGGUUCCAAGGACGGCGCGUACGGGGACCUGGAAAGCGCGGCGGAGAAGCCGGGGCCCGGAGCGUAUCCCAACGCGCCCAAAGCAAAAGACGAGACCCGCGAGUCCGCUCCCUCGUUUACCCUCGGGCGAAAGAUCGACGUACCGGACGAGCGCACCAAGGUGGGCCCUACGGGGUUCUCGGAACGUCCGGGGCCCGGGGAGUACCACGCGGACGGGGACGUCGUUCCGCCGGAGGGACCGGGCGGCUUCACGAUUUACGAGCGGACCAAAUCAACCGAGUUUCGACCCGGCGUCGAUUCACCAGGUCCGGCGUACUACGGGGGUUUCACCACCGACGACGUCGAGGGUGGGUUACGAAUGUCCAUCCACGAGAGGUACGAGUCCGGGAGCGUUUUCCAGCACACGGACCGGUCGGACACGCCGGGGCCGGGUGAGUACGCUCCGGAGGUGUUCCAGUUUCCCGUGCGCGACGACGGCGAGUCGACGUCUUUUGUCGGCGCGCCCCCGGGGUACACCAUCGGCGUCAGGAGGGAGUCGAAUUACCCGGUUCGAAGGUCGCAGAUCGGCGCACCCGGUCCGGGGGAGUACCACCCGACGGAGGGCGACGGCGUCACGGACCCGGCUUGGUCGAAGGGGGUCACCAUCGGCGAGCGUCGAGACGAACGCGCUCGAAGAUCCCUCGACUCUCGCCCCGGGCCGGGACACUACCACAGGACGCGCGAAUCCAUCGAGCGCGAGACCGGUCGCAAGGCGCCCGUACCCGGGCCGAAGAUUCGCGACAGGAAACCGUGGGAGCGGGAGAAGGUUCUGGAGAAAAAAGCGGACGUUCCGGGCCCGUCCGACUACGACACGGAACCCUCCAUGAAAAAGAUGGACAAACGCGCGCCCGCCCACCGCAUCGGCGAGCGGCGGAACGACGCCGCAGACCGGCGGGGUUCGGGCGAAGGCGCCCCCGGCCCGGGGGAGUACGCCGGCGACGUCGUGCGCGCGCCCGACUGGCGAAGGGGCGCGACGAUCAUCGCGGAUAGGCGAGAGCGGUCGCGAGCCUCCGCGGAGCGCCGGCCGGGUCCCGGGGAGUACCACCGGGACGCCCCGCGGGUGGCCAAGACGGGGGUGAACAUCGGGAGAGGGGCGGGUAAGGACGCGCCCGGGGGUGUCUUCGACGCGGCGGGACGCGGGGGUCCGGGGCCCGGGGAAUUUGAACCCCCGCCCGGCGCCAUUCGGCCGGGGAGGUCGACGGGGGUGAACAUCGCGAGGGGCACCGGGAAGGACGCGCCGGGGGGCGUGUUCGAGCGCGCCGGACGCGACGUCCCGGGGCCCGGUGAGCACUGGCCGGACGGGGACGCCGCGAGCGGACGGGGGGGGCGGAGCGGGGGGAAAUCCGUCCGGGCCCCCGGGGUGAAGAUCCCGGCCACCGGGCACGACGCUCCCGGCGGCGCCGCGGUUUGGCCGGAGGACGCCCCGGGUCCGGGCGAGUACCACGAGGAGCGAACGAAACCGGUUCGGUCCGCGGUGAACAUCGGGAAGGCGUCGGGGAAGGACGCCCCGGGCGGGGUCUUCGACGCGGCGCUCAAACGCGGGGGGGGUCCCGGGCCCGGGGAAUUCGAGUCGGGUCCAGGCGCGCUCCGGCAAAAGUCAACCGCGGUGAACAUGGGCAAGGGGACCGGUCGGGAAGCCCCGGGCGGGGCGAUGGACCGUCGCGACGGACCGGGCCCGGGCGAAUUCUGGCCCGACGAGGAUCCCGCGGCUCCCACCAGGGGACAUACCCAGCGGGGGAUACCCUUCGGAAAGCCGCCCAAGCCCCCGAGGCCGGGUGCCAAAAAAUCAUCGGCGCCGGGGCCGGGUGAGUACGCGGGGUCCGUCGUCGGUGCGCCGGACGCUCGAGUCGGACCCACGAUCCCGCGGGGCAAACGGCGAGGUCUGGUGAGUAAAGACGCGAGGGACACCCCCGCGCCCGGGGACUUCGAGCCCGACCACCACCCGAAGACUGUGGCGGGACUGGUUCGCGAGGCGCUGAAACGGCCGGGGUCGAUGCGAGAGCCGACGGUCCCUCGCGGGGGGAAGAAGGCCGGUUCGGAGCGGACGCCCGGGCCCGGGGAGUACUACUCCGGCCGGGGUGAGAUCCGCGUGGACCGCGGGGUGAAGAUGCCCACGCGGGAGGCGUGGGAGCGGGACAGGGACAGGGUGAAGGGGUCGGGGCUCGGGCCAAAGUAUCACCCGAAUCACGAAAAGGUCUCCAAGCCUCUGAGCGUGAAGCAGCCCAUGGCGCGGGCUGACGACUACGCGGACUCGUUCCGAAGCACCCGGGGCGGGUCAAGGAGGUGA
Messenger RNA from Micromonas commoda, 4557 nucleotides. RefSeq lists its product with no specific name. Lineage: Eukaryota; Viridiplantae; Chlorophyta; Mamiellophyceae; Mamiellales; Mamiellaceae. The coding region runs from base 1 to 4557 and encodes 1518 amino acids. The transcript has a single exon. The record is from RefSeq and is a predicted model, not a curated record.